AUGGCUCGCACCUCGCUGCUGUCCAAGGCCCUGCUCGUGGUCGGCGUGGUGUCAGUCUUGCAGCUCUUCCGCCGAGAGGAUGCCUUCGUAACUCCGAAGCUGAGGGGCGAGGCCGCAGCAACGAUGGCCGCGGCCCUCCUGGCAGCCAGCGUCGCAGCUCCCGGACCAGCCCAGGCGGAGAGCCCGAAGCUGUCCUUCUUCGGCCUCGGAGGCGGCGUCUCCGACGUCUACAACCAGAACGACAACCCGAUCAACCCGUACUCGCAGUUCAGCGAGGUCGGAGACGAGUCCGUCUACAAGGCCCGCACCGACCAGGAGGUGGCGCGCAGGAAGAAGGCGCUCGCGAACUCCUUCGAGCGCUUCGACAAGACCGCCUUUUACAUCAAGACGAAGCAGUCGCAGCAGCUGACCUCCAACCUCCAGGAGGCUGCUGGCUUCAAGCAGGACAUGGUGUACUUCUCUGGUGCCGAAGGUUCCCCGGCUUACAACAAGGCCCGAGAAUUCUCGCAGAAGAUCUCCACCGUGGGUGUGGAUGGCCGCAACAAGGAGUCUUGGCUCUUGUACGCGGUGGGCGGGGAGACGGGUGUGGUCGGUUUUAUCACCCGCUGGCGCCCGAUCUUCUUUGCAGCGGCCUCGCCACAUGCAGAGGAGACGGCAGUUGAAGCUGCUGAACUUUUGGUGGAGGCAGGUGCUGUUCCCUCGGCGAUCUCCACCUGCAGCGCGGUGGCUUUGUGCUUCAAGAAGCUCCUCAGCACGUUCCUUGACGUGGAGAGGUCCGAGUUGAACCGCUAUUUUGCGGUCCGGCAUUUGGGCGCCACUUGGUGCUUCCAGAGCCCAUCCAGAAUCGGCGAAUCCAAGCAUGUGGAGAUCCUGACAACCGACAGCCAGGAGGAGAGCGACAACUCCUAUGACUUCUGCCUCCGGGCCCACCACACCGUGCGUGGUGGGUGCAAGGAGAAGUGCUCCAGAGCGUUCCCGCUCAGACCCUUGAAGGAGCUGUUGGAUCCCCGGACUUUAACUUUCGGUGGCCAGUGGGUGGAGGCAGAGCUUCCGGAUUCCAUCUCUGUCACCACUCUCGGUUGGCCGAGAGACUUUUGGGAGCGGCCUUGGGCUGCCUGUGCGGACCCUCUUCCGCGCAGCUCCGCUGGCUCUGCUCGCAUCCUCCGACGAAGGCGACGUCGGGUCCCGGACGUGCUUGUGCACCAGCGGGAUGAGAAGAAUGAGGUGUUUCGGUAUCCGAAUGCAUUGGGCCGCUUCCGAGACUCCGGGCUGGACUACCACGGCGCUGUUUUGUACGUGCACAAUGGUGAAGCCAUUGACAUCUGGCCUCCGCUCUUUCUCCGCCACUACAGCAACACAAAGGAGUGGUGCGUGGAAAUGGGCUGGUGUUACAGCGAGGGCUGCUUUGAGUCCGCCGGUCCUGUUGAGCCGUGCAAGUCGGUGCAGGACGGGUGCCGGCAAGGAGCGGAGGUGAUGUGUUUACGAGAAGGCCGGUGGCACCUCAAAGACUGGAUGCAAACGUAUCCGGAUCUCGCGCUUGGGGUUGAGAAGUAUCACACCGGCGACUUUCCCGCUGCCCUUUCAGUACUGCCGGGAGUGCAUCAGACCCAGGCAGGCCUGGCCAGGCUGUAUCUGCUCCUGGGUGACUUCCGAGGUUGGGAUACUCCGCGAAUGCGUGCCGUCGAGCUUCCUGCAACGGAGAUUCCAACCAAGCGGCAACCGGAGACAAGGCUUCGGAAUCGGCAUGUGGUCGUGGUCCGCGUGCCGAAAGCCAGCUCCUCGAGUUUGGCCUCGCUCUUCGUGCGGAUCGGCCGUACCUUGGGCCAUCUCGUCCCUACUGGCGCCGGCGAAAAGGCUCUUCGGCGUCGCCUAUCGAAGAGACGAGUGAUGCUGGCCAGCAGGCAUGUACUUCCACGUGCAGCCUGGGAUGUUUGGAGAGCGACGCUGCCGGAGUUCCUGGCCGUAGCGAGCAUCCGCCACCCAUUCAAGCGCUGCCUGUCCUCCUUUUACUAUGAACACUACACCGAAGCUGGCCCACCAAGCACAGUCGACAAGCUGGCAUGGCUGCAGUCUUCGUGCGACAGCAGCGGAUUCACCGAAUUCACGACGUGCUGCAGCAAUUUUCAGUAUGAGUUCUUGUCCUUAUGGGCCAACCAAACUAUUUCGGAUCUCAUCUCGAGGUACCAUUUCCUGUUCGUGACGGAGAGGAGGGGUGCCUGCUUGCUUCAGUCUUCGCAACUGCUCCUGCCUCGAAGUCACCAAGCCAGAGGCCAAACUUGCCCCAGACGCGUGGGUGCCAAGGGGUGCUGA
Molecule: messenger RNA, 2310 nt
Organism: Symbiodinium sp. CCMP2456
Lineage: Eukaryota; Dinophyceae; Suessiales; Symbiodiniaceae
Source: the annotation of a GenBank genome assembly